Vombatus ursinus (common wombat) is the source of this 1162-nucleotide messenger RNA. It is a transcript of the gene NRTN, whose product is annotated as neurturin. Lineage: Eukaryota; Metazoa; Chordata; Mammalia; Diprotodontia; Vombatidae. The record is from RefSeq and is a predicted model, not a curated record. Gene Ontology annotation, molecular function: growth factor activity; glial cell-derived neurotrophic factor receptor binding; receptor tyrosine kinase binding. Bases 129 to 749 code for a protein of 206 amino acids. The transcript has 3 exons.
CUCUUGUCUGUGUCUAUUGUUUUUAUUAUUUUUGGACUGGGACCUGUGAUUUCAUCGCUAUAAGGGAGCUCCUGGUAGGAAAACUCCCUCUACCAAUUCAGGAGGCCAAUGUCCCGUGGCGACUGACAAUGAAGCUAUGGAAGGUGGCGGCCCUGGUCUCUGUGCUCUGCAGCUCCAUGCUCUCCGUCUGGGUGUUUAGAGACCUGGCCGGCAGUGACCGAAGACUGGGACCUGGUGCUCGAGCCAUGCUGCGUAGGCCUCCGCGGGCCUUGGACCCCCGCUGGCCCCUCAUCUCACAGUACCGAGCCCUGUUUGAGAGCUACACAGAAGGUGAGAUCCGGGAGCUCAUAUCUGCACUUGUGGAGAGGUCAAGCCCAUCAGGGCACUCUGGCGAGCACGCACUGCCCUUUUCAGGCCAGGCAGGGGCUCGGCGAAAGCGGGCCCGGGUCCGCCACCAGCCUUGUGGCCUGCGGGAAUUGGAGGUCAGCGUCAGUGAACUUGGUCUGGGCUAUGUAUCAGAUGAGACCAUUCUUUUCCGAUACUGCAGCGGCACAUGUGAAGCAGCCGCAAGGAUCUACGACCUUGGGCUGCGCCGAUUACGGCAGCGGCGCCGUGUGCGCAAGGAGAAAAUAAGGGCUCGGCCCUGCUGCAGGCCCCUGGCCUAUGAGGAAGAAGUGUCAUUCCUGGACUCCCGGAAUCGCUACCACACAGUCAGCGAACUGUCAGCCAAGGAGUGUGGGUGCGUGUGAGAGCCCCUGGGAUCUGCAUUGUCUACCUCACCUGGGGGCUAACACUCCCAGAUGGGAGGCCCCCACAGGGUACUCCUCUGACCUCCCUCCCUCGCCACCCCACCACGCUGAUGAUAUGGUGAUCCUGAACCUUGGCCAUGGGUAAUCUCCUCAGAACACCUGACCAGACACCCUGAACCCCAUCCUCUGGACCAAGGGGGUCAAGAUGCCAACCAGGGCAAGCCAUGAGGGGCUCAAGGGGCCCUGAAACAGAAGACACAUGGUGUUGGCAUCCCAGGAACCAAAGGGCUCCUGCAACUGGUGGUGACCCUGCCAGGCCUGAUUGUAUAUACUUCAUUGAGUAACUAACUGACCUUGUACAGGAAAUUGUAUUCUAUAUAUGUGAAUCUUGCAAUAUCUAUAUCUAUAUAAAA